Messenger RNA from Polyodon spathula (Mississippi paddlefish), 1606 nucleotides. RefSeq names its product lin-37 DREAM MuvB core complex component (gene lin37). The record is from RefSeq and is a predicted model, not a curated record. Gene Ontology annotation, biological process: negative regulation of transcription by RNA polymerase II. Lineage: Eukaryota; Metazoa; Chordata; Actinopteri; Acipenseriformes; Polyodontidae. The transcript has 9 exons. Gene Ontology annotation, cellular component: Myb complex; transcription repressor complex.
GAAUGUAAACAAACGACGAGGGUUUAUUAAGCUGGUUUUUUUUGUUUUUUUUUAUCGGUAAUUUCUCUAAGAUUUAAUUUAUCUUUAUCAUACAAACACCAGAAUAAUACUGUCAAAGAGUCUGAUGAUCGCUGGGUUUGAGGACAAGUUAGAGUCACAAUGCUGCAAGUGAAAAUUAAAACAGAAAAGCCAGAUCUGGAAGCAGUAAGCGCUCGAAACCGGCUGGAUGCUGUCCUGCAGUGUCUGGUGGAGAAGAGUGACAGUGAGAGGCGAUAGACAGUUAUAUAACCUCUUCUCUUUUUUGUUUUGCUCUCCAGGGAUCUUUCUCCUACUUCGUCUGGAAAGCGCCCUUCUGCUAGGUUCCCCCACCAUCGCAGGAAGAAACGCAAGGAGAUGGACGAUGGCAUGGCAGAAGGCAGCCAGCACAAGCCGAAUGCCUACAUCAUCAAGCUGUUCGACCGUAGCGUGGACCUGGCGCAGUUCAGCGAUGGCACGCCGCUCUACCCCAUCUGCCGGGCCUGGAUGAGGAACAGCCCCUCGGUGAGGGAGCGAGCGCGCUCCCCCAGCCCUGCGGGACUCGUCGAGGAGGAGGUGUCCGACCUGCUGAAUCCAAAAGCUCGGAAUGUCUACCGGAUGCCUGCCCCCACCUCCUGCUCCGUGAACUCCUCUGGGGAACCAGUGAACCUGCGCAUCCCGCCUCCACUGCCCUUCACUGAGACACCUCUCCUGAACACAACCUCCGAGUCCUCGCCGGCUCCCUCUGUUCUGCUGUGCAGCCACAUGCAGCGCUGGAAGAAGAUCAGGCAGAGGUGGAAGGACUCAUCCAACAAGAACCAGCUGCGUUAUUCUGAGAGUAUGAAAAUCCUGAAAGACAUGAACGAGCGACAGUGACUCCUCUGUGGAGCCGGCCGGCUGGCCUGCGGGCUCUCCCAGCUGAGCCUGUCUGCACAGAGGGGAGCGCGCCCGCUGGUGAGCUCGCUGUUCUCACUGCUUUAUCAACCAUGAAUGUUCUCAGCUUUUUUUUUUUUUUUUGUAGCUGAUUUUAGUUUGAUUUAGUUGUUUCUGCGUCACCAGUCAUAACCUCUCCGUCCCUGAAGAUCCUUUGGUGGUGUGCAGUGGAUUAUCUGGCUGUGGUAAAAAAUCACUGAGCUUGUGCUUCGGUUCUGCUCUCAGUGUGCAGUGAUUUACUCACGUUUUUAAAGUUGUGCAUUCAUAUAUUUCAUCUUAAAAUCAGAAUUUGUUUUGUACCCAAAACGUUCCUGCCAGCACUUGAACCUGAAGCGAGCCUUGAAGCAUCUAAAUAGUGGUACUUGGUUAGUCAAAGCAGUAACUGAUCUAAUAUUAAGCAAUAUUCAUGACUGGCUACACCCACAGCUCGUGGUGUCUUUACAGACUGACCGGACUCUUCCUCAGCUGUCCUAUCCUUACUGUAUUUUACAAGGAAGCACAAUAAAAUAAAUAAAUAAAAAUACAAAGAACACUCAAGAACCAGCUUCCACGGAUGACAGCUUUGCAGUAAAUACCUGUGUUUUGUUGUUGUUAUUGUCACAGUUGCCUUUUAAAAUGGUGUACGGUUUAGUGUGAAUAAAAGGAAUAGAUAGCGUUG